Molecule: messenger RNA, 1919 nt
Organism: Asparagus officinalis (garden asparagus)
Lineage: Eukaryota; Viridiplantae; Streptophyta; Magnoliopsida; Asparagales; Asparagaceae
Exons: 8
Coding region: 77-1582 (501 amino acids)
Biological process (GO): translation
Cellular component (GO): mitochondrial small ribosomal subunit; ribosome
Molecular function (GO): structural constituent of ribosome; RNA binding
Source: RefSeq, a predicted model, not a curated record
AGGGCUUCUGUUCUGAGCACUCGCUUUCGGCUUUAACUCUAAAACCCUAAAAAUCACUCUCUGUCGAGCUCCGUCAAUGGCAGCACGAAACCCUAAUUGCCUCUCCCGAUGGGCUCGUCUCAUCUCUCUCCAUCGUCCCACAAAACCCUCUCCCCAUCUAAUUCGACCCCUCUCGACCUCUCUCCCGCCAAAUUCCAUCCCCAAACCCCAUUUCCAAACCCACCACCGCCAUUUCUCCGCCGGCGCCGUCGCCGGCGACCGCGUGAUCCAAGAGCUCCUCGCCGAGGCCGAGAGAGAGAAGCAGCUGGAGAGAGAGCAGAAGAGAAAGGCCGGGGUCGCGGUCGAUGGGGAGGAUGAGGAUGAAGAGGACUAUCUUGGAGUCGGGCCGUUGAUCGAGAAGCUGGAGAAGAAGAAGACGAAGGAUUUGGAGAAUAUUGAUCAGUUCUGGGAGCCGACGGACUCGGAGAGCGAUGACGACGAGAGGUGGUCGCCGGAGGAGGUGAAGAAGAGGGAGGAUGAGAUUAAGAGGAAGUGUAAGAGGCAUGAGGAGUUGCUUAAGAAUUUUGCAGAAGCUGAAACUCUUGAUGAUGCACACAAAUGGAUGACUAAAAUUGACAAAUUUGAGCAGCAACAUUUGAAACUUCCGCUGGAAUACAGGGUUAUAGGUGAUAUGAUGAACCGUUUAAAGGAAUCUACUGGAAAGGAAAGAUUCAUUCUCUUACAGAAGCUAAAUCGAGCUGUGAGGUUGAUGGAAACCAAGGAGGCUUAUGACCCUAAUAAUCCUGCAAAUUUUGGCAUUAUUCAACAUCAACAAGUUGGUUCUCCUGAUGAGUUGGUGGAUAAUACUAGUUUUGAAAAGGAGAAAGCGAUGAUCCGAGGGGCCGACAUGGAGGAUGAAGAUGAAGAAUUUAAUGAAGCUAAAGAAAAUGAUGAUUUAUUGUUGGAGAAACUUAAUGCUAUAGAGAAGAAGAUUGAGCAGAAGCUGGAGGAACUUGAUCACACAUUUGGUAAAAAGGGCAGAGUUCUGGAGGAGGAGAUAAGAGAUCUGGUGGAGGAGAGAAAUUCCUUGACAGAACAGAAAAGAAGACCUCUUUACCGUAAAGGCUUUGAUGUGAAGGUUCUUGAUGUCAAUCGGACAACCAAAGUUACAAAGGGAGGUCAACUGGUAAAAUACACUGCACUGUUAGCUACUGGAAAUUACCAUGGAGUUGUGGGUUUUGCUAAAGCUAAAGGUCCAAAUGCUAAGAUUGCCAUUCAAAGGGCAUAUGAGAAAUGCUUCCAGAAUCUUCAUUAUGUGGAUCGAUAUGAAGGGCAUACAAUUGCUCAUGCUAUCCAUACACAUUAUGAGAAAACCAAGAUAUAUCUCUGGCCUGGUCCAAUGAGGAGUGGGAUGUCAGCAGGCCGGACAGUUGAAACUGUAUUGUAUUUGGCUGGUUAUAGCAAUGUAAAGUCGAAGAUUAUCGGUUCAAGGAACCCGUUAAAUGUUGUCAAAGCUCUUUUCAAAGCAUUAAAUGCUAUUGAAACACCCAAGGAUGUGCAAGAGAAGUUUGGACGAACAGUUGUGGAAUCAUACUUGGUAUAAUAAGAAUGGGAGACUCGUAUUUAGAAUUAGAACCAAAAGCGCCUUUUCUUCUACCCUUUUUGCUCUUUUACCAAAUGUGGGAGCUGAGCCAAGAUCUGUUGGAAGUGAUUUCUUAUCUGUUUUUUUUUGCUCAAUUCACCGCCCUCCCUUGUAAAUGUAAUGUUCUUCGUAUGUGAAAUGGGUGAUUCAUUUUCUUCGAGUUGCGGGUACAACCGAAACAAGAUCUGAAGGGGGGCUCGUUCUUAUCUUUUCCCUCCAUGAUUCUCAUUACUCUCCCUUCAAACUAAUUUUGAAUUGUUUGAUGUUCCCGAUAAAAGUUCUUUCUCAGUUUUGAUUA